AUGGCUGCCCUUGCGGUGCCGCCUCCGAUGGGAUCGGCGCUGGAUGCUCUAGCUUCACAGCCGUUGGUGAGCCGUCGCCCACAAGCUCCGGCCUUGCCCAGCUUCGAACUACCGCCGCCACCAUUUAGUGCGGCCCCCAAGUUCUCCGCGCAUGCUGGACACCCGCCCAUGUCCCACCCGCCUCCGAAUGUGAGCGUGGGCAACCUGUUGACUCCCCCGGCCACAAAUCAAUCCGGAGAGACCGCCACGGUAUCACAAACCUUGGCACCGUCGACAGGUGUCUCGUCGGAUUUACCUCCCGCGUAUUGGCCCCAGUCUUCGCCCUAUGGUGCCGCCCCAUCUCAGUGGGCCCCCGGUGUCAAUCCCUACUCUGCGCGCAACUCCUUCUCUCCAUCUGGCAUGGUAGGACGUUCUGGACCGGCGACAUCGCCUCCAACGACCGACGGACUAUCCCAAUCCUACGAGGCGCCGCCUUUGGCCUCAUUCCAUCAUUCUCUGCCCGCGCCACCUUCUAGUCUCCCUCCGAACGCUCAACCGGUAUCUAUGUCCCUCUAUGCAUCUGGUCACGCUACAUCGCCCGCUCCUAUUCCAUCGAACGACCCCUACACUCCCAAAGGCCACUCUCUAUACGGCGCGACUUCUCACCAGGCCAGCUACUCCCACAUGUAUGGCGGCCCGUCCCCAAUCGGUCAUGCUGGGCUGGGUAUCCACCCUGGACGUAUACCCGCCCAAAGCCCCGGUGCACAGCAUCACUUGGCAUAUCCGCGCCAACCAUGGCCCUCGUACUCCUUACCCGCCAUGAAUGGUCCCGUUAUGACGAAUGUGCACAGCCCGAAUAGCCCCAUGUCGGUCAUGGGCGGCAUGCAGCCCGGAGGGCUGCUACCGGGUUUCAACAGCGGGCAUAUUGCCAACACUCAGCAUAUGUAUGGUGCUCACCCGCCCCCGCACGGUCUGGCUGCGCCAGCGGCCGAUCGUCCCUUCAAAUGCGACCAGUGUCCACAGAGCUUCAACCGCAAUCACGAUCUCAAACGUCACAAGCGCAUUCAUUUGGCUGUGAAGCCAUUCCCUUGUGCGCAUUGCGACAAGAGCUUCUCGCGCAAAGAUGCCUUGAAGCGACACAUUCUGGUCAAGGGCUGCGGUAAAGAUGGUGAUCUGGAUGGCAACCAGGUGGGUGCUGAUGGAUCCGUCAAACACGAAGGGCGCAGCGAGGACGGCAGUCCCGUCAUCAACGGGCGCACCUAG
Molecule: messenger RNA, 1242 nt
Organism: Penicillium maclennaniae
Lineage: Eukaryota; Fungi; Ascomycota; Eurotiomycetes; Eurotiales; Aspergillaceae
Product: putative C2H2 finger domain protein
Exons: 2
Coding region: 1-1242 (413 amino acids)
Biological process (GO): regulation of DNA-templated transcription
Molecular function (GO): DNA-binding transcription factor activity, RNA polymerase II-specific; RNA polymerase II cis-regulatory region sequence-specific DNA binding
Source: RefSeq, a predicted model, not a curated record